AUGAAACACUACGGCGAUCGGUGUCCUCGUGUCCCGUGUCCGGCUCUAGCCAGCCCAGCUUUGUUCUGGCUUGGCUUUGCACACGCCCAGCGAGUAACCGAAAGAGGCCGGAGUCGCGGCGGCGGCGGCGGGUUCAGAAAUGUUUCUUUCUUGCAUCUGCAGAGAACCCGCCAAGGGCGCGAGGUUGGAAGGCCUCAUGGUGGCCGGGGUGGCUUUCGACGAGGAACAAAAAGGUCAGACGCACCAACCCGCGGCCCGCUCAAGCUAAAACCUCGCCGGAAAGGCUUUCUUCCCUUCAAACUACGCGAGACGCGCCUGCGUGCUGGGCGGGCGGGGCGUUCUCGAAGGAGACGGGUGCCCAGAGAGCGCCAAGGAGAGUGCGCCUGCGUGCUGCUGAGAGGCGGGCCGUCCUGGGUGGAGGUGACGUCCGGAACGGAAGACGUGCCCGCGUGCUACGGGUCAGAAGAAGGCUUUGGAUCCCUUGGAAUUGAGACAAAUUUGGACCACCUUGUGGGCACUGGGAAUCAAAUCUGGGUCUUCUGGAAGAACAGGUCAAAGGAUUCUGAUACUACUACACGGGUAGAAGGAAUGGCCUUGAAGGUAGAAAUUGGUGUCCAGCUGUGGCAAAGAGGUGAAACUUCCUAUAGACACAAGGAACCAAAUUCUGUGAAUAACAGAGAUGAGGCUGGAAACAGAUUCUUCCUCCCUUGGGCCCUGAGAGGAACAUGCAGCCAGUUGAUACCUGAUCUCAGUCUUCUGAAACUUCAGGCAAGAGACCCAGCCCUGCUAUACCAAACUUGAACCAACAGAACUGUAAAGAAUACAUGGCAUCACUAUAGUUCACAAAAUUUGGGGUGUUGUCAAUCAUUGGGUAAAGGAGUGACCUGUAACAGUCUUGCUAUGUGAGAUCCAAAGAGCAAGAAAAAUAAAUACAUUGAUCGACUGUGUCAAUAAACAAUA
Molecule: messenger RNA, 960 nt
Organism: Myodes glareolus (Bank vole)
Lineage: Eukaryota; Metazoa; Chordata; Mammalia; Rodentia; Cricetidae
Source: RefSeq, a predicted model, not a curated record